AGAGGCGCUACCUGCUCGAGCGUAAGCGCGCGCGCGCUCUCUUGCCGAGCAACAAGACGAUAAACAGUGAGGGGAAGAGAGAAAGGCUCGUAAGUGCUGUGAGAGUUUCCCGCCUGAGGAGUAGCCUCAUCCUCACACUCACUCACUCACUCACUCACACCAGUGAAGAAGCGUCGGCGCCGUCGAGGAGUGAAUCAACAGCCAUGUAUCUGAACAGGGAAGAGGACAAUAACAAAGGCUCGGUGGCACUGAGUGUGUUCCUGGUGUCGUUGGCAGUAACAGUGUGUGCUGUUUGGCUGGUGGCUCUUUGUGGCGUCUGUGGUUGGUGUCAACGCAAGCUGGGAAAGAGGAAUAAACCAGGAGUCGAGUCAGCGGGCACUCCAGACUCCGCACGAGGCCGAGGAGAGAAGAAAGCCAUCAAUGAUCUAGACAGAGACUUUUGGAAUAACAAUGACAGCAAUUCAGAGCAGCAGCGGUGGAGCUCCUACCCGCCCAAGGAGUUUGUACUAAACAUUUCUCCCUAUGCCCCUUACGGAGACCCUCGCCUCACGCUCAAGGAAGGGAAGUUUGUGGUUCUCUCUCUGGCGAUUGGAUUGGCUGAGCAGGAUGACUUUGCUAAUCUACCUGACCUACAGGAGGUACCGCCCAGUCAAGAAACCCCUUCUGACAAGAGUAGGAAUAUGGGGAAUAAGCCAGCCAACAGUCCUAAGGGUCAGCCUCCAGAUGCUGAUGGACAUUCCUCCGUCUCUGACCUCGCUAACUCGCUCACCGGAGACAUGGUGAUGUUGUCUCCUGGCUCAGAUGAAGACCAUGAAGGUCCAGUCAGUGAGAAGUUAGGCAGGAUUCAGUUCAGCGUGGGCUACAGCUUCCAGGAUUCUACUCUUACUGUCAAAAUCAUUAAAGGUCAAGACCUGCCCGCUAAAGACUUCUCCGGAACCUCUGACCCCUUUGUAAAAAUAUACCUGCUGCCUGACAAAAAGCACAAACUGGAGACCAAAGUGAAGAGAAAGAACCUUAAUCCUCAUUGGAAUGAGACGUUCCUGUUUGAAGGGUUUCCAUACGAGAAAGUGCGAGAGCGGACAUUGUACCUUCAGGUGCUGGAUUAUGACCGCUUCAGCAGGAAUGACCCCAUAGGAGAGGUGUCCAUUCCACUAAACAAAGUGGAGCUGGGCCACAACCAGACCUUCUGGAAGGAGCUGAAACCAUGCAGUGACGGGAGCGGGAGUCGAGGAGACCUGCUUGUUUCUCUCUGUUACAAUCCCACUGCUAACACCAUCACAGUUAAUAUCAUUAAAGCACGCAACCUAAAAGCCAUGGACAUCGGAGGCACUUCAGAUCCCUAUGUGAAGGUGUGGCUCAUGCACAAAGACAAGCGUGUGGAGAAGAAAAAGACAGUGACCAUUAAGCGCUGCCUGAACCCUGUCUUUAAUGAGUCCUUCCCCUUUGAUGUUCCUGCACACGUGCUCCGAGAGACCACCAUCAUCAUCACCGUCAUGGACAAGGACCGGCUGAGCCGUAACGAUGUCAUUGGCAAGAUCUAUCUGUCAUGGAAGAGUGGCCCGGCGGAGGUGAAGCACUGGAAGGACAUGUUGAGCAGGCCGCGCACCAACGUGGCGCAGUGGCACGCCCUCAAAGCCUGAUCGCCCUCACUUUGUCCCCGCCCCCCAUCCUUUAACCUUUGACCCUUGAGCCCCAGCCCCACCCUUAUGCACAAGACUGACUCGCUGCCAGACUGCAAAACACGGGUACUUUUAGCCAUCCACUCUCGUAACCUUUAACUUUCAACCUUGAGCUUCUUUCUUUUUAUCACCUCUUGUCUUCUCUUUUUCUCUCUUUCUUUCUCUCUA
Messenger RNA from Colossoma macropomum (tambaqui), 1847 nucleotides. It is a transcript of the gene syt7a, whose product is annotated as synaptotagmin VIIa. The coding region runs from base 204 to 1640 and encodes 478 amino acids. The record is from RefSeq and is a predicted model, not a curated record. Lineage: Eukaryota; Metazoa; Chordata; Actinopteri; Characiformes; Serrasalmidae. Gene Ontology annotation, molecular function: calcium-dependent phospholipid binding; phosphatidylserine binding; calcium ion binding. Gene Ontology annotation, cellular component: synapse; membrane; synaptic vesicle. The transcript is spliced from 11 exons. Gene Ontology annotation, biological process: vesicle fusion; calcium-ion regulated exocytosis; regulation of calcium ion-dependent exocytosis.